Messenger RNA from Daucus carota subsp. sativus, 2112 nucleotides. RefSeq names its product IQ domain-containing protein IQM6. The record is from RefSeq and is a predicted model, not a curated record. The coding region runs from base 191 to 1972 and encodes 593 amino acids. The transcript is spliced from 9 exons. Lineage: Eukaryota; Viridiplantae; Streptophyta; Magnoliopsida; Apiales; Apiaceae.
CACACCCUCGUUAUCCGGUCUCUCUCAUUUUUUCCCCCAACAAUCACAUCACACGUAUCUUUCCUUUUCAUUUUAACUUCUCUCUCUGGAAUUCCAUCUCCCCCUACUUUUACUCUCCUUGUGAAGCUCCUACAAUAAGGUGCGUUGAUCUUAGAUAUCCUGCUUUUAUAUUGUACGAGGAUAUCUUUUCAUGACCAUCACGGAAACUUUUAUAGCUAGAUCACUAAGCUUCGAGGGUGAUGACAUAGAGACUGCACUGCAAUCUAUUAGUUUUAAAAGUCUAGAUUCUGAGUCUGGCAUUGUGAAAUCAGUUGAACCCCCAAAAUUGGCACUUGAAAGAUCUGUUGCCUAUAUAGAUAUGGAUCAGGGGUCACCGGUAGCCAUCAACUCUUCUCCCUCACAUGCAGAAGACAAUGUAACUCUUGUGGAAGUUGGCAGUAACAGUGAACAAAGUGGUGAUUAUUCGCCAAGUAUAGACAUGCCAACAAAUAAUCACCUUAAACCACCAAGGUCGAAGGCCCCAGAACAUCUGGCAGCACUGAGGUUGCAGAAAACAUAUAAAAGUUUCCGAAUUAGAAGACAACUUGCUGAUUGCGCAGUUCUGGCCGAGCAGAGAUGGUGGAAGUUACUAGAUUUUGCUCAACUCGAGCGCACUUCUGUGUCAUUUUUUGAGGUUGAGAAACCAGAAACUGCUAUUUCACGUUGGUCUCGAGCAAGUACCAGAGUAGCUAAGGUGGGAAAAGGCUUGUCAAAGGAUGAGAAGGCACGCAAACUUGCCUUACAGCAUUGGCUAGAAGCAAUCGAUCCCCGACAUCGUUAUGGUCAUAAUCUUCACUUCUACUAUUCUCAUUGGCUGCAAUGUGCCAGCAAACAGCCCUUUUUCUAUUGGCUUGAUGUAGGAGAAGGGAGAGAGCUUAACCAUGAAAGAUGCUCUAGGUCAAAGCUUCUGCAACAAUGCAUAAAGUAUCUUGGUCCGACAGAAAGGAAGGAAUACGAAGUCGAAGUGGUUAGUGGAAGUUUAAUCUACAGACACAGCGGGAAGGUUAUUGAUACCAGUGAAGGACCUGCAGAUGUCAAGUGGAUAUUUGUUCUCAGCGCUUAUAAGAUCUUGUAUGUUGGGAAGAAGAAGAAAGGCAAAUUUCAACAUUCAAGCUUCUUGGCUGGUGGUGCAACAUUGUCUGCUGGGAGAUUGGUGGUGGUAAAUGGUAUUUUGAAGGCGGUUUGGCCUCACAGUGGACACUACCUCCCAACAGAAGAAAAUUUUCAGGCACUUAUGUUAUUUCUCUUGGAACACAAUGUAGAUCUCGACACGGUCCAGAAAAACUGCAGUGAUGAUGAAGAAGAACCUCGUUUCAGGAAGGAACCUGGUUUGCAUAGCAGCAAGUCAGAAUCAGAUCUUCCUCAUAUGAGGGAACAAGAUGAUAACAUAAGCUCUACUUUGGCAAGGCGGACACGUGGGAUCUCAUUAACACUGACGACUCUUGAAAUACCUAAAAAGGAGAGAUUAAUUGAGGUGUUUAAGAAGGAAGGAGAACAGCAAAGAGCUAGAUAUAGUUCUCGCCCCAUAUAUUGUUCAUCCGAUGAGGAUGGCAAUGAAGCAUCAGAGGAAACUGAUGAUGAGCUUAUAGUUUCUAAGCGUAAUCUGUUUGAUGAAGACGAAGAAGAAUAUGAAGAACCCGUUCCUAGAGAAAAGAUCAUGGCAAGAUUAGCUUCGCAUAAAGGAAUGAUGUCUUACCAGUUUGCACAACAGGUAUCUUGCAAAUGGACAACAGGAGCUGGUCCGAGGAUUGGAUGCAUGAGGGACUAUCCUUCAGAACUUCAAUCCAGAGUUCUGGAGGAUGUGAGUUUGUCCCCAAGGGCAAGAGGCAGUCAUUACUCUCCACGAAAGUCACCUCAUGGUGCAAGGCUUCCAACUCCGACUAAUACCCGAGGGGAAACAACUCCGGGCAAAAGUCCUCUUGCUCGAGAGUAAGUUUCUCAAAGACCACUUUACCUUUGGAGCAACUUUUUCAUCAAAUAUCAAGUGUAUAAUUAUUUCAGUUGUAUUGGAUGCUUAAUUAGUUAUACCUGGUUUUCAAGUUGAAAAAGAUGGCAGGAAUUCUUUAUUAUUCA